GUUAAAUUGUUAAUUUUAAAAUCCGUUCUAAAAAAAAAUAAGAUGGAGGUUUCGGCCAGUACAUUUGCGUGGCUGAGUGAGAGCUCUGGCGUUUUUUUCUCUACUUGAUCAUGAUGGACAAUUCAAGACCAGUACAACAAUUCCGUUGCGAGGACAUUGCGAAGUCUCGACUCCACCAUGAGUGGCGAGAUUGGAAAAGUUCACUCGAACGAUAUUUCGAAGCGAAUGACAUCGAUGACCAGUUCAAGAAGCGCGCUAAGCUAUUGUACUUGGGAGGUCCACAGUUGGACAAGGUUUCUUGCAACCUUCCGGAGGCAAGCAAUUUUCCGGUGAUUGCAACCAAGAAGCAGUACUAUGAUGUGGCUAUUUCGGCAUUGGAUAACUACUUUCAGCCAACAAGACAAGAUAUAUUGGAACGUCAUCGUCUUCGGCAAACAAGACAGUUGCCAGAGGAAAGUUUUGCUCAUUACAUGGUUCGUCUACGGCAACAAGCAGCAUAUUGCGGGUUUGAGAAGUACUCUGAGUCGACAAGGCGUGUACUAAUGGAUCUUAUGAUUACGGAUGUUAUAGUGGAGGGGUGUCAAUCGAAUGAACUUCGCCGCAGGUUGUUGCAGAAAGAUCGUACGUUAGAUGAAAUCGUGGAAAUUGCUAAUAGUCUGGAAGGAGUCGAUUCUCAGUUGAAUGAUUUGAAAACUGAGUCCAAAACCGUUGGUGAGAAGACAUUGUAUCCGGUGAAGGAAAAGUUUACGCAGAGAUUCGGAAGAAACAGGGGUAUCUCGGAAGCCUUCGCAAUCGGAUUUUUAUUUCAUAUGUUAUAGUCUAGUCUAGUCUACACUAACACAGCCAGUACUUGAAAGGAUCCUGGAAAAUGAUAUCAACCAUUUAAAAAAUGAUUUCCAUACAUUUUUCUUGUCAACGGCCAGGCCCACUGUGUAGCGCAAUAUAAUACAAUAUAAUCUAAGAUCGGGGACAAUCCGUACCAACCGAUCCGUGUGUAAGAAGUAAUAUGCCUAAUUCGUUGAGAGUGAUAAAGCUAAGAAAGUACACUCCUUUGUUGACCAAUCUCCUGGGAUGGAACAUAGGUAUUUCCUCCUUAUGUUCGGGUUUCGAAACCAAGGAUAUAGCGCCUUUACUCGGAUGUUAUAGUGGAGGGGU
Wyeomyia smithii (pitcher-plant mosquito) is the source of this 1155-nucleotide messenger RNA. RefSeq lists its product as uncharacterized. Bases 111 to 818 code for a protein of 235 amino acids. The record is from RefSeq and is a predicted model, not a curated record. Lineage: Eukaryota; Metazoa; Arthropoda; Insecta; Diptera; Culicidae. The transcript is spliced from 2 exons.